This is a messenger RNA of Rotaria socialis, 495 nucleotides long. NCBI's taxonomy places the organism in Eukaryota, Metazoa, Rotifera, Eurotatoria, Philodinida, Philodinidae. The record is from the annotation of a GenBank genome assembly.
AUGUUUCUUCGAAUAUUCUGUCUACUCUUCAUUCCAAGUUGUUUGCUGGUCAAUGCUGCAUUUCCUGCUCCAUCUAUUUAUCGGAAAGCUGCUGUGGGUCUAAAAUUCUAUAGAUCAUAUGCAUCUCAUAAUCCACUUGUAUACUCGCUACUCAAUAUUCUUAUUCAUAACAAACAUGCCAAAGCAUUUAUUUCUGAUCAAGCUAUUGAAAUGGCGUUAAAUGAUCUGAAAGAACUCGAUCAAAAAACCGGUAAAAAAAAUGAAGAAUUAUUUCGUGAAUUAAUUUAUGGCAAAAUUUGUAAACCUUCUGACAACAAUUGUGUAAAUUCCAAUAGAUCAACACCAACUCGUCUAUCACCAGAACUAGCACAACGUAUUAUAACAUCGCUUGAUAAAUAUGUCAGUAGUGAUGGUGCAAAUCAGAAUGCAAGUGAUGAUGAUGGUACAUGGGUUGUAAAUAAUGGAGACAAACUGAAUCUCAAAGGAAUCAAUUAA